CUUAGCAAGAAUUCCCCACCUCCAGCUCUCCAUUCGUCGUAGGUCAUAUUUUCCGGCGAAACGCUGCUGCUCCACCUCAACUCCUCUCCUAAGUGAGGAAUGGAAGAAUCAGCCAUCGGAAGUUGGGAGAUGCAGGAGUUUACCGACAUCGACACAGCAUCCGACUCCCUCAACAGCUCCGUCAUUUUCCACGUCGUCACCGACAUUCUCGCCUUCGUCCUCUAUAUGCACCAUCAAAUCCCUUCUGUUUUGCAGGAUAUUAGCCUCGAAUUUGACGAAUUGCAGAAGGAGUACAAGGAUUUGGAAAUACUACUAGCUUCGCAAGCUGAGAUGAAGGCAUCCUUAAGGAGAAAGCACGUUUCCAGAAAGAGAGAGGUGAAGCAGGGUAUCAGAAGACUGGAAAAAUUAAUCAACUCUGUCUCUAAUUUCAAGACUGCUCUUCAGCUCUUGAUCCCUCAGAUUCCACAAGUUGAGCGGCUAAUUCUGGUUCUUGGACCUAGUCCCUUAAGGCCCAUACAUCUCUAUGAACUCUGUUUUUCGAGCGGAACAACUGUUUCCCCUGAUUUUGUCAGAACAAAAGUGGCUGACGGAAUCUGCAGAAAGGCCAUUCGCACUUUGAUCUCGGGAGGCGCUGGAUCAAAUAGCGACUCAUAUUCCGGCCCUUCAAAGCUUUUCUUGUUGGUAAAAGCUCCCUCCUCGUUGAAUUUGCCUUUACAUUUUCUUCCCAAGCGUGAGUUCAGAUACAAUAAGAAGAUAGCGCCAUUUAAGUUGCGGUUCAAGUGCAGAAGUGAACAGCCAGCGUUGAAUGCUCAAGUUGAUGACCCUCAACCUGCUAGCUCCGUGUUGAUGAAUUCAACAUCAACCGAUAACGUUUGGUUUCAGUGUCGGCACAUAAUCAAGGGCCUAGCUUCCAAAUCAUUGUCAACUGAAGGGUGAUGUUUGCCUCGUCACUCUUCACAAACUAAAACAUGACAGAUAAUUUUUUUUGUUGUUACAGGAUGCAGCAAUGUUGUCCUAGUGGUAUUUUUUUCUCUAAUCCGGGAUGCAGAUGCAAAGAACAUUUGGUAGUUUCUUUUUCUUUCUUUAGGUUUGGGAAGCAUAUAAAAAGGAAAUGUGGCUUGAAGAAGCAAUGAAAAUUUCAUUCAUGCAAUUCCUCUUCAUUGUCAAAUUGUUCUAGAUCAACAGUUCUCACAAAUCUGACAUAGAGACUUGUACACAUCUUUACCAUCAGAUUUGCUUCUCUAUUUCCUGUACAUCGGCGGACUCUUAGGGUAACUUGUUGAUACA
Messenger RNA from Coffea eugenioides, 1287 nucleotides. RefSeq lists its product as uncharacterized. The transcript has 7 exons. The record is from RefSeq and is a predicted model, not a curated record. Lineage: Eukaryota; Viridiplantae; Streptophyta; Magnoliopsida; Gentianales; Rubiaceae. Bases 100 to 936 code for a protein of 278 amino acids. Gene Ontology annotation, cellular component: nucleus. Gene Ontology annotation, biological process: regulation of exit from mitosis.